AUGAGAGGCGGGUACACAUGCUGUGUGCCGGGCUGCUAUAACAACAACAACAAAAAUAAAGACUUGCACUUCUAUCGAUUUCCUCAAGRAAAAAGUCUAGAAAAACAGCAGCUGAGAAAAAAGUGGAUUCACUGGAUUAGCAGAAAAAAAUUCAAACCCRGCCCUCACCAUCGUGUUUGUUCAGCCCAUUUUCCUGGUGGCGCGAAAACAUACGACAAUAACAUUCCAACAAUUGUACCAAAGAAAAUUCGUCCCACSGUCUCUAAAUCUCGACCAACAAUACGUGCAAGGAAUCGUGAAGUCAACAACAACUCAGACACGGAUAAAUUACAGGUGAUUCAAGUUGMCGCUGAAACUACUCUUGAAGUCUUGACUGAAAAUCACUUAGAAGAUAGUUACAAUAACUGCACCUUUGAUGAAAAUAUACAUGUAGAUUGUGACAAAAAGAUAGAAGAAUUAGGCUUGCAGCUAAAAGAAUUACAAAACGAACUAGUCUCUCUGAAGAAAUGUUAUGAGAGUCAAAUUGAGAAUCUUGAAAAAGAGAUCGUUAAUAAAUCAUUUACAGUAGAAAGAUUUGAAAAUGACACACUGCUCUUCAAAUUUUACACUGGUCUUCAAGACUACACAGUUUUUAAAAGUAUAUUUGAUUCCUUUGGGCCUGCAGUACAUAAACUAAUUUAUUAUGACUCUAAUACCAACCCAGAAAGAUUAAAAACUCCUGAACAAAACAAAAGAGGGARGCAAAGAACACUUACCCCAGAAAAUGAAUUCUUCAUUGUUCUUGCAAGGCUUAGAUGUGGCUUACUUUUGGAGGAUUUGGCAUGUAGAGUUGGAAUUUCACCAUCACAUGUUUCUAGAGUUUGCAUAACUUGGUUUGAUUUUCUCCACACGAGAUUUCGUAGCUACUCAAUAUGGCCAACAAGGGAAGUUGUAAACAAGUCAAUGCCCCAGUGMUUUAAAGACACUURCCCUAAAACAAGGGUCAUAAUAGAUUGCACUGAACUGUUUAUUGAAAUGCCAAGCCCCCUGAGAUCACAAAGUCGAACAUAUUCUUACUACAAACAUCAUAACACUGCCAAAGGGCUUGUUGGCAUUGCUCCAUCUGGAAUGAUUAMAUUUGUUUCUGAUCUUUACUCUGGGAGAACAAGUGAUAAGGAGGCAACUAAAGACUGUGGACUAAUUUCUUUACUCGAAAAAAAUGAUAGUAUCAUGGUUGACAAAGGAUUUGACAUCGAGGAUAUACUACCCGAGGAUGUUUUCCUGAAUAUGCCAGCAUUUGUUAAGGAGAAUGACCAUCUAUCACUUGAGGAGGAAACUGAGACAAGAAGGAUUGCAUCAGUCAGAAUACAUGUUGAACGGGCAAUUCGCAGAAUUAAGUGUUUUAGAAUUUUGAAAAUGGAAUUUCCAUUGUCAAUGGCUGCUGAUCUUAAUAAGAUAUGGAUAAUUUGUUCAUACUUAUGUAACUUUUUGCCUCCAAUUAUUGCAGAAGAUGAGUAA
Actinia tenebrosa (Australian red waratah sea anemone) is the source of this 1497-nucleotide messenger RNA. RefSeq lists its product as uncharacterized. NCBI's taxonomy places the organism in Eukaryota, Metazoa, Cnidaria, Anthozoa, Actiniaria, Actiniidae. The record is from RefSeq and is a predicted model, not a curated record.